Molecule: messenger RNA, 1290 nt
Organism: Strigops habroptila (Kakapo)
Lineage: Eukaryota; Metazoa; Chordata; Aves; Psittaciformes; Psittacidae
Gene: GEMIN2
Product: gem nuclear organelle associated protein 2
Exons: 10
Coding region: 89-874 (261 amino acids)
Biological process (GO): spliceosomal snRNP assembly; spliceosomal complex assembly
Cellular component (GO): SMN complex; nucleus; spliceosomal complex
Source: RefSeq, a predicted model, not a curated record
CGCGAGAACUGUUCGCGCCGCCUCCCAGUGUCGCCCGGUGAGGCAGUCUUCGCCGCCGCGCUGGGUUCGUAGCGGUGUCCGUGAGGCCAUGGAGUCGGGCGUGGAAGAGCUGAUGCCGCGGCUGCUGCCUGUGGAUGACUGUGACUUGACUGAGGACUUCGACCCCACGGUGCCUCCUAGGACACCACAGGAGUAUCUGAAGCGCGUCCAGAUCGAAGCAGCGCGGUGCCCAGAUGUGGUCGUGGCACAAAUAGACCCCAAAAAACUGAGGAAGAAGCAGACAGUGAACAUUUCAAUUUCCGGAUGUCAGCCUGCUCCUGAAGGAUACUCUCCAACACUCAAGUGGCAGCAGCAGCAAGUGGCCAAUUUCUCAGCUGUUCGUCAGAGCCUGAACAAGCACCGAAAUCACUGGCAGUCACAACAUUUGGACAGCAAUGUUACUAUGCCAAAACCAGAGGAUGAAGAAGGCUGGAAGAAGUUCUGCCUGGGUGAAAGAAUAUACUCAGAUACACUAUCUUAUGAUGAAAGUCUAGGAAUCGAUUACAUAAAGGUGGGCUUUCCCCCUCUGCUAAGUAUUGUAAGCAGAAUGAGUCAGGCAACAGUAACCAGUGUCUUGGAAUACCUGAUAAGCUGGUUUGGGGAGAAAAAAUUUACUCCAGAACUGGGCAGAUGGCUUUAUGCACUGUUGGCAUGCCUUGAAAAACCUUUGCUACCUGAAGCUCACUCCCUUAUUCGACAGCUGGCAAGACGAUGCUCAGAAGUCAGAGUACUAGAGGAGAACAAGAAUGAAGAACAAAUAUCAGCUCUGAACUUGAUAAUCUGCUUAGUUAGCAGGUACUUUGAUCAACGUGACUUGGCUGAUGAGCCUUCCUAGACUGUUCUGAGAAUAUCAAGUAUUUUAUGUUGCCAUAGUACAAACAGCAUUAUCGGAGUUAACAGCAAGACACUGCACUGUUCAGACCUGAAGUACUACUAUACAACCCCUUCAGAGCACCCUUGCAAUAAGGCACUUGGGACAGCUAUGAAUAACUUCAGCUGAGCCAUAGCACAAAUUGUCAAUGUCUUUGAUAUCAUCAUCAUUGCAAAAUGGUCAAUGUCCUGGUACAUCAUCUCUCAAGCUAUUGUCUCUGUAAAAUACAUUGUUGGUUAGAAAAUUCUAUCAUACGUGUAAUCCUGUGGACACUUAGGUGAAAUCUGAGAUUACAUUACAAACGGGUUGUUCUUUAUCUAACACACACCCACUGAGAGCUUUUUUUAAUAAACUGAAGCAUUUUCAAGAGUCUUCAUAAA